Culex pipiens pallens (northern house mosquito) is the source of this 8011-nucleotide messenger RNA. RefSeq names its product upstream stimulatory factor 1-like. Bases 841 to 1641 code for a protein of 266 amino acids. Gene Ontology annotation, biological process: regulation of transcription by RNA polymerase II. The transcript is spliced from 7 exons. Lineage: Eukaryota; Metazoa; Arthropoda; Insecta; Diptera; Culicidae. The record is from RefSeq and is a predicted model, not a curated record. Gene Ontology annotation, molecular function: RNA polymerase II cis-regulatory region sequence-specific DNA binding; DNA-binding transcription factor activity, RNA polymerase II-specific; protein dimerization activity.
CCAGUUAUCACUGUCAGUAGUGAAACAACCGUCGCGGUGCACACUUCAUCUCUCCUCAAAGGUUUUCGUGUGCGACUUGAGUUUUGACUAGUGUCGAUUUUUUUUUUCGUUUUCACUGUUUCUUUCGUACUUUUUUUUUGUUUUAUUGUUGUUGUUCUAUUUCGGUUCGGAUUUUUUUUCGUUCAUUUUAUAAUCAAUCGGUGAUAAUUUUCUCAACACACAAAUCGUUCGUACGAGUGUGUUUCGUGUGAUAAGAUACGCGCUUUUGUGGGACAAGAAGACAUUUUCAGUGAAACGUACCGGGCGGCGGCAGCAUUUCGGCCAAACAUUUCAUCUGGCAACCCCAGUUUUAUGGGAGACUCUCGAGAGCUCGGUCGUCUGUCAUUCUGACCUUGUUUGUUUUGAGCUUGCCAGCGCGGUAUCAUCUCUUGCUCUAUCCACCCCAGCCUGCUGUGUGAGGAGGCUCAGUGUAUGAAUGUGUAUGGUUUUGAUUAAGGGGCUGCCACUGCUGGGAAAAACAAGAAAAGAGAGAGGAGCACUGUGGUGAGAGAAAGAGAACAGUGCCGCCAGUGGUGGAUUGUGUAUGUUGGCGAGCAGUUUUUGGAGUAAAUCGGAGCGAAUCUGACACUUUGGGAGGAAAAACGCUCCCAGCGAAAAAGGAAAAGCGCAAGGAUCGAGAGUUUAGUGCAUAGGAAGAGAACACAAGAAGCGAAAACGGAAAUUUCGCUGCACAGAAACGGAGCUCAAGUGUUAUUUAGUGUUUAUAUAGUUUAAUUCCGCAAAACCCUAGUGAGACAAUAGAUUUCGUUGGAUCCGGGAACCCAUCCAACGCUAUCCAAGAUGAAUAAGCUGGACUACGAUGUAGAUUGCUUAGAAAUAAGUGACGACCUGAUAAGCAUGGCCGAGGACAAUACGCUAGGUGACUUUUCACAUAUCGACGAUGAACUGCAGUUUGUAAAAAAUGACGGAAUGCUAGCACUCAGAUUAAUCCAAGUGGCAGAUAGUUUAGACUCACCAAACUUUAUCACAGGAUCACCAGCUAAUUCCUAUCCAACGCUAACCAACUCCAGCAACGAUCCUAAUCAAUGCUCAUUCUUUGUGAUCAAGAAAAACAAUGACAAUGCCAAGCAGGACCGCCGACCCUCCGUCAACAUCAGCAGAACUGGUCCCCGGCCUGCGGACUGCCCCAGUGACUCGAACCUCAACAGAAAGGGAAAAACUCAUCACCAAACUGACGACAAACGAGGAGUGAAAGAGCAACGAGAUGACCGACGACGAGCCAACCACAACGAAAUCGAGCGACGACGGCGGGACAAGAUCAACAACUGGAUCCACGAGCUGAACAAGAUCAUCCCGGCGGAGCAUAUGAACAGCCCGCCGUCGGACUCGCAGCAAAACAAGCAGAACGGUGGCACCGGCGACAACCUCUCCAAGGGUGGCAUCCUGGCCAAGGCCUGCGAGUACAUCACCCGGUUGAAGGACACCAGCGACAAACUCACCGAGUGCCUUGCCGAGAAGGACCAGAUCCUGCUGGAGAAUCUGCAGCUCAAGGAGAGCAUAAACCAGCUGCUGACGGAGAACAAGCGGUUACAGUCGGAGCUGCAGUUUGCGCUCGCCACCAACGUCAAGAUCGAGUCGUAGCCAUCGUCAAACAGUCAUUACCAUGUUAUCAUAGUUUAAAUUACACACACGCAACUGUAUAUUAGGUAUUAGGGAGGUGUGAGCGGAACGAGUGAGAAAGAAAGUGAGUAACUUAGAAAAAAAACACAUUAGCGAAUGUUGUGCGCGCGAAUCAAACUCAAUCCACCGCGCGCCAGAAACGGAAUCAGUAAGUUGUAAGUAUUCAUCAUCCGAGUUGAUUAUUCGAUCAAUUUACCAUAAAGCGUUAUUUGUUAAACUAUUAUUGCACGGAUCGAACCAGACAUAUACAUACAUACAUACAUACGAACGAAACUGUUGUGAGCCGCAAGAACGGAGGAACGGAAAAGCCAAACAUAUGAAGAAGAAGAAGAAGAAGUGUCACACACUCAAUCACACAAAAAAUCGAAUUCAAACGUCUAGACGUACAUUGUUGAGCCCCUAUAUUGGAGGAAUUAAGUGUAAACCUACCCACAGAAUACUCUAUCCAAAAAAAAACCAUAGUCAGAAUACACAAAACACAAUACACCACCACGAUUUGGCCAAAUUUGCCCAACAUUGUCAUGUAUUUGAUGAGGCGCGCUUCUUUAUUCGUCGACGUCCCCUUCCUUCUCGGUUCUUGUAGAACAGCUCCCGUUUUUGUUUCGCGAUGAUACAAAAUUCCUGCCUAAGUUUAAUAUAGGUGCUUUUAACUGUAAAUAUUUGUCUUUUGUUUUCGUAGUUCAUAACUAAUGGAAGGACCUACCAGUCUGUAGUGUUGUGUUGAUUUUAGUUUGUGUUUGGGAAAGUUUUUUUUUAACUGCUGCUUGGACGUCAGAACGUUGGUCGAUAGUUGGUUAAAGUUGUUCUGGAAUAGUUUUCGGAGACGCUUUCCAAAUUUAGUUUUCAAAGCCACGUUUUGUUGGCAAGUUACGCUGCUGCAUUCAGCUCCAAUUAUUAUGAUGAUAACAUAAAGCAUACAGCAACUCUCUUAAUCUUGUGUCCCUCACGAAGUUGUGUGAAGUAUAGAAAUUUGUGUACAAUAUCACUUAGCUGCGCGCGGAGAGGUAUUUGGGGUGGUUAGUGGCAAUAUUUGGCCACAUCUCACAAGCCAUGCUGAUCAUGGAGCAGCAGCAAUAAUGGCGCUGUAGCGAACCAAAAGGUGCUAACUCGAGCUAUUAGGCAUCGGGACCGCACACACAAACUGGAAUCGUUUCUAGGCUCGAUGGAGCGCGAUCAAUGUAAGGUCGUGAUCGAUUUCUCUGUAAAGCGAUGUGUCUCCACGAUAUCGAUUCGCUGUUUCGAAAAGGGUGAUAAUUGAUUUAUCCCCGAGGUAUGUCGAGCAAGUGGCGAUCGGUAACAACGGCCGUAAAGCGAAGGCACUUGGCGACCGAGUCUAGCUGAGCUCUGCCUGCGACGGUGACAAAUAUUUGUCUAGUCUACGCGCGGAGAUCGUUUUUUUCCGUGUCAUUCAGGGAACUUCCUCACCGGUCUGACCUCGCGCGUCUCUCAUUCCAGUCUACUCUUCUAAUUUACAGUCAGUUAUCUUGGCCCGUCCCAGAUCACUGCAGCUGCUUAUUCAAAGUUGGGAAAUCCUUCACCAUUCAACUGAUAAGAGUUGUUUAACCUACCCGAAAAAAAAACUUAUCUUGUCACAUUGUGCCAUCGUACAUCUCAAUUGUGUGGCAUCUGUUUUGUAAUUAAAUUAACUUCAGAAAGACCAAUCCAAUCAAUUCAAUCAUCUUCCGAAGCGGCGACAUCUUUAUAAGCGAAACGAGUUGGAACGCAAAACAUCGAGGCCGGACACCAAGUGGGUGUGAUAUUGUUUAUCAGCGCUGAGCGACGUAUUUCAUUCAUAUGAUUUGGAUGACGUGUUGUUGUCGUUAUCAAGUUCGGCGGAGCGGAGUACCUUUAGUUUCAGGUGCUUCCACGCGGUUUCGGGCGCUGUUUGUGUAACGAAUCGUGACGGGAUUAGACACUAGACUCUUCACAUUCUUUUGGACAAACUUUGAACGCGACACAUCUUGCGGUUUAGUUUUGUGUGCUCCCACUCCGUUUUAUCUUAUCGUUAAAACGUGGCUUAAGAAUAUAAGCAUGUUUAAGGUAUAGCGCAAAAUUAAUCGGUAUUUCCUAAAGGGAAUUAGGAAAGCUUCCGAGCGAUGAACCGCGGUCAGUUGACAGCCGGCGCCGGCUUAGCGUUAGUCCGCGGACAAACGGACGUGAAACAAAUUUCAUAUUUAAUUUUUUAAACAUUCAACAUAGAGACAUUUCAAAACUCCAAAACAAAAUUUGCAACAUAACGAUGCUUAGAACAAGAGAGCACAGAGUCAUCGAUAAGCAGUUAUUGUUAACGUUCGUUAUGGCGAUUUUGACAUAAGCGGUUUGAAAUUUAUUCAAUUUCCACCGUUGUGACGUUUUUAAGCUAUCUGAAAAUCAAGAUUUUUCAAAGGUCCAAUAAACAAAACUUUAGUUUUUUUUGCUUAUUGGGUGGUUUUGAAUAUCCCUGAGCUAGAAUCUUUAAUUUUUUACAAUUUUUCGGUAAUUUGUCAAACACACUGUUUUAAUUUUUUUGACAAGCUGCCAAUGAUUUUCUUCACACUUCAGUAACUGUUUUUAUUGACCGAUGCACGAAGUGAUUUGUUUUCCUAUCUCCGACUCCUUCAGCAAACCUCAAUUGGGUCCUGAAAUUAAACUUAGUUUUGUGAUAUUAUUGUUUACAACGAUAAAGCUUAUUUUUCUGAGUUUAAAAACCCUUUGAACGACCGCAAAGGAUUUAAAAUGGAUUUUUAAAUCAAUUUUUAAAAUAAACUUCGCGGCCCUUCUUGACAGAAAAGGUCCUUCUUGACAGCUCGUUCCAAGGGGACCAUAGUUGAUCCAUCGAAAAAAUGUUGUCUUGUCAAAAUUUUUGGUAUUGGCCGAAGGCACGAAGUGAUUUGUUUACCUUUUUUUGGUACCCUUCGCAAACGUCAAACCAUACAACGUAUUGAUUGGACGUUUGCUGAGGGUGCCGAAAAGUUUGGCUAUGUUCUGCUUGCAAAAUGCAAUCAGACAAUGGCUUUGUUUACUUACGCGUUAGGAUGGUUGACCUUCCACUCUACUUUGCAACUUGACUACACACAUUUUGCUUUAAAUUUUCAAUAAUUCUCAAAAACAUGUUGAAUCUGCGUCAAUCACUCGAUCCGAAAUAUCAAAAGUAAACAAAGGCUGCGAAUCGAAAAUGAGCGAUGACGUUUUGAGUUUUGACAGCCUCGAUCGGAUAAACUACCCCAAUAUCGACUUCCCACACGGGUGAAGCGGAAAUUGUUGCACGUGUUAAUUGCAUUUAAUUUGACUUAAUUUUGAUUUUUAUACAAAUAGCAAAAUUUUAAUAGCAGAAAUGGUUGAAAUAUUAAAAUAUACAAUGGGAUUCCGGAUAUUCUUGCUAAAAAGCGCAAAGAUAAUGAAAAAAAAAUGUAAUGUCGUGCUAGCAAAAGCGAAUCCCAAGUAAUCCCUAAUUGCAAGAACCUUUUCCAGCAACUGGCUUAAAUGUCAACCUGUGCAAAUACAUCACCCUUAUUGAUGAACACCGCCCGACCGACCGUCGAAAUACUAAACGAUGCGCUAGAAUUGCAAAUUUUCCUACCGCGCGCAUUUUAAUCACUUCAUCGGCGCUAAGCAGAGUGUCACGUUUUUUUUCUCUGUAUCUCAAUAUUUCUCGGUAGUAAAUUAGUUGGUCACAUAAUUGAGACGGCCAGCAGCUUUGCUGGAAGAAUCGAAUCGCCUAAUGCGUCAAACACAUAGGCAAACAUUGGCAAAAUAUCACCGUCAUAACUGUUAAUUGCCUGCAAAUUGUAACAAUUGAUUAUAGAGGGCUAAUCGGUCGAUUGGCGUUUUAUUGGGACCUUGGCCAGACAAACGACAACCGGCGCGUAUCACGCUGAGGGGGAGAUGUUCAGUUUAUCUGUUUCGUUGACGGAUAGGCGUGGUCAGAUAGAGUCCGCGACUGUUUUUCGAAAUUAUACGUUCAGCCAUAACUCAUAAAUUACUCAUCCAGUGAUACAGUUCGGUAUGGUAGGGAAAGAGUACCUACUCAACUGAUGUUUGUACUUGAAACAAAACAAAAAUAAAGUGUUUUUACCUCCCGCUACCUUCACCGUUCACGGUUGUUCAAGUGUACAAUACACAUUAAAUAUAGAUUACACAAAUGCCGGAGAGUCAUUUUGAGUUUGUUGAUAAUGGUGGGUGGCACACAAACACACCGAUCGACCGGCAGCAGCAAAAAUGAUUUGGACAAUUUGCUAGCUUUUGCACUAUACUGUCACUCGGUAUGCUGAAUAGGGUGGCUCAAUUAUUUUCAGCUCCAGUCCAUCAAAACGAACCAACCAGCGCUAGCGGAAGUUCUGCUGAAUGGGCUCUACAACUGCUUUCAGGCAGGCACUUAGUGACGCCACAGACAACAGAUGCUGCAAGGUUGAGUUUUGACAGAUUUCCUCUGCGACGGCAGCGCCACGAGUGGCUUGUCACUUAGUACGUUUAUUUGAAAUAAGUCUUUUAAUUUUUAUUUAGAUUUCUAAUCAGGAAUGAGUUAAAGGAUUGGGUAAACUUAACUUAGAACUCUUGUAAAUAAAACGAAAAAAAAAAUCUUCAACCCAUUUUUGAGUAGAUUCGUUUUUGACGAAACCAGAUUUAACUCAGAACUCAGAAAUUAUUUAUUGGAGGUGAGUGUGUAGAUAAAGCCGUUGAGUGUUUUCACACAAUAAAGUUCUGGCCGACACGUCUGAUGUCUGUGGCGACACACCGCGAUAUCUGGGACUCUGUAGCUGUAUGAUAUUUACAAUUUUUUUGUCGCUGAUCGGCUAAUUUACUAUCAUUUCCACGACAAAACAACAACCGCUACGACGAUUCACGUGUGCGCAUGGAAAUCGCGUUCCGAGCCCGGACUUCGAAGCUGGAAUCGCGGGAGAUGAUUGAUUUAUCGGGAAAAUGCCACAGCAGGCAGAUUCUAGACAUUCAUUAGAAAAAAAAGGUGCAUUAUACAAUCACGAUAGUUAUGUUUCAUUAUCGAUGAGAAAUGAGCGACAUGCGAGUCAUGCGAGCACGCGGAAAAUUCAAACCGUUGGACAGCUGGAGGUCGUCGCUGAUGAUGCAUUGUGAGCAAUCAAGGCUUUCGUCACGAUCUGACAUUCAAUCCAGCAGGAUUGUUCUUACACAUUUGAAAACUAUUCCAAACACACAUCUCUGGCUGGUUGGCGCCAGCAAAUAUGCGAAGCCAAUUAAGCAGACUCAAUCUUGGAUUCUUCAAGAAAAUUGAACGAAAUCCGGUGCUGUACACGGAGAAAAACCAGUUUCCAAAAUCGUUAACAAGCUUUCAUAAAACUCGGCACCAUGAAAAAAAGGGCAUGGUUCCGUAAUUUAUGAACUUUUUUUCACUAUUUCGGAAAUUGAUUUUUCCCCGUGUAGCAGGAUAGGGAGAGAGAGAGAGAGGUUAAUCAAUCAAAAAGCAUAACGAGUUCGAAACAGAAGACAAUGAUGGCUCCUAUCUGUUAGAUAAAUUAGUGAAAACUGAGCCUAGAACGUAGUCACUCAGAUUCAAUUGCAAAUUAUGUUUCGAAAGGCCAUUUGAUCAAGCGAGAGAAAACUAGUUAAAUAAUUUUGAUAAAACAUUUGUUGAUUUCAGUGUUGUAGUAACAAUAAACGAAAGUCAUACACAGCCAUGCUCAGAUUGUUAUUGUUUUAUUUUUGCGUUAAAUCUUUUCUUUUUGUUUAAAACGAUUAAAUGUUUUCCGUUACCGUUAGCAAACAUCGUGUUGUUGAAAAUAUACUAUACAUGAAAAUGCGAUACAUAGACUAAGAAUCAAACAAAUACAACAGAAAAGAUUUUAGUAAAGACUAAAGAGAAGAAUACCUAAAUAUAUAUAUAUGCGGAUAAAUGCAAUAAUAGUGUUAUUAUUUUAUUGAAUCAUUAACUACUAAACGUAAGUAUUUUACUGAUAUAUUAUUAUAUAUAAAGUAUUGGUCUAUGUACAAAAGUUGUGAGGACAGAACAGAUGGAGUGCGAGUUACUAUUGCAAUAAUAUUUAGUAAGAUUUGUUGCUAGCAGGAUGAAAAUCAUACAAAUCAAAGAAACGAGUGAAGUGAAUAAUAUACUUAAAAAGAAAAGCAAAAGAUACUAAAACAAACUUUUACUAAGCAUAUUACUAACAAAAAAAAUCUAAAAUAACGAAAUCAGAUACAAUAAUUAAAUUAUAGUUAUCAUUGAACUUUUCAAGGAGUUAAUAAAUUAUUGCUAUUACAUUAAAUAUACUUAAUAAAAAAAAGCUAAGCAACCAGAAAACGUAUCAAUAUUUAUCAUAUGAUCGACACAUAAACAUAUUGAUGCAAAAAGUUUACAAACGCAAAAUCAUAUACACAGAAA